ACGAAAACGUGCUUUUAUAUCAGUGUUACAGAUUCACAAUACCGAGCGUGUCUCAACCCGUACCGCGCAUUUAUCUGCCUAAAGGUAUCUUCACGCAUGACUGGAUAGGCCUUUUGGAUAUGCUUGUCCAAGGCCCAAGACAUAAAGUCGCCUGAAAGCUGUGUAGCAAUCAUUCCAUUGCUGACCCAUAGGAUGGUAAUCGCAUACAUGAUUGGCUUAAUCUAGAAUCAUGGAUACCUUUCAUACCCUCUCAUCACAAGUUGGAACUAGUGGUCAACAUUGGGACAAUGCAGCCAUAAAUAACAUGGACCAAUAUUUUCAUGGAGUGAGCAAGACCUGCCAGCAGAGCUCACUGGAGCAGGGAGACAUCCCGUCAUCCUUUAGGCACCUGACAAAGCCUGAGAUUCAGAUCCUGCUGAACGAUGUUAAGCAGUCGAUUAACCACAUGCAGGGGACGCUGAACACCAUGCAGGGGCAGUGUAUUGAGUUGCAGACUGCCAUAUCUAAGAUCAUCACAGCAGCCAAAGUUGCCGUGCAGAGGGAGGAGAUCCUCCGAGCAUCUGGCCUCAUCCCGUCACAGAGGGAGGGAUUUCUCUCUGCAGCUAGCAUCGCUGCACAGAGGGAGGGGAUCCUCCAAACAGCCAGUGUCCCUGCACAGAGGGAGGGGAUUCUCCCAGCAGCUAGCAUCACUGCGCAAAGGGAGGAGAUCCUCCGAUCAUCAGGCCUCAUCCCUGAAGAGAGGGAGGACAUCCUCCUCACAGCCAGUGUCCCUGCACAGAGGGAAGGGAUCCUCCAAACAGCCAGUGUCCCUGCACAGAGGGAGGAGAUCCUCCGAGCAUCAGGCCUCAUCCCUGCACAGAGGGAGGGGUUCCUUCGUGCAUCAGUUCUCAACCCGUCACAGAGGGAGGGGAUUCUUCCAGCAUCUUCUAUCACUGCGCAGAAGAAGAAGAUCCUCAGAGCAUCAGGCCUCAUCCCUGCACAAAAGGAGUUGAUCCUCCUGAUGGCCAGUGUCACUGCGCAGAGGAAGAGAAUCGUGCCAAUGGCCAGCGUUCCUGCGCACAGGGAGGGAAUUGUCCCAAAGGCUAGUGUCUCUGCUGAGAGGGAGGGGAUCCUCCAAACAGCCAGUGUCCCUGCACAGAGGGAGGGGAUUCUCCCAGCAGCUAGCAUCACUGCGCAGAGGGAGGAGAUCCUCCGAUCAUCAGGCCUCAUCCCUGAAGAGAGGGAGGACAUCCUCCUCACAGCCAGUGUCCCUGCACAGAGGGAAGGGAUCCUCCAAACAGCCAGUGUCCCUGCACAGAGGGAGGAGAUCCUCCGAGCAUCAGGCCUCAUCCCUGCACAGAGGGAGGGGUUCCUCCGUGCAUCAGUUCUCAACCCGUCACAGAGGGAGGGGAUUCUUCCAGCAUCUUCUAUCACUGCGCAGAAGAAGAAGAUCCUCAGAGCAUCAGGCCUCAUCCCUGCACAAAAGGAGUUGAUCCUCCUGAUGGCCAGUGUCACUGCGCAGAGGAAGGGAAUCGUCCCAAUGGCCAAGGUCCCUGCGCACAGGGAGGGGAUUGUCCCAAAGGCUAGUGUCCCUGCUAAAAGGGAGGAGAUCCUCCGAGCAUCAGGCCUCAUCCCUACACAAAGGGAGGGGAUCCUCCAAACAGCCAGUGUCCAUGCACAGACGGAGGGGGUUCUCCCAGCAGCUAGCAUCACUGCGCAGAGGGAGGAGAUCCUCCGAGCAUCAGGCCUCAUCCCUGAAGAGAGGGAGGAGAUCCUCCUCACAGCCAGUGUCCCUGGGAAGAAUGGAAACAAUCAUCCACAACCACCUCCCAUCAUCCCCAUGGUGUCACCACUGUGGAAAUGGGAUGGUGGAGCGUGUACUCCACCUGUGGAUUUCUAUUCCAAGAGAAGAGAUGUCCGACUUAGAUAUGUUGAGCAUCUUGCUAUGAUGUCCAUCACCAAGCCGGAACACUCCGAGGCCAACCCUCAGUGCCAGACUGGCAGCCGGCCGGUGGCUGAGCCCGAGACCCCUGCUGUUCACAAUAACAGUGGAGGCUGGCUCAGCUGGGUCUUUGGGAGUGGAAGAGUUAAUAAGGAGGUUCAUCUACCUGAGGACAAAGACAGAUCUAUUGUCUGGGAUCCAACUCUGCACAGAUGGGUUAACAAAACUGAGCCCAAGGCUGAGAACAAGUGUGUACCACCACCUUCACCGAAGGGGACAUAUGGAUAUCAGGGGAACACUGGCAAUGUCCCCAAAGGAGUGAAUCCUUACUCUAUGAAAACAGCAGGUCUAUGGGGCAGCAGAUACCCUACAAUGCAUGACAAUGAUGGGACCAACUCAAAGCCUCCAAGCCAUGGGCCUGGACUGCUUCCUAGACAGCUCUCUGGCUUGCUCCCUCCUUCACACUUUGACCUCAUGGCACCAAUGGUUGUGCCACCUGACACUCUACCCUACUGAGGCCAUUUGCCCAGAGUGGAUUUGCCAUACAUAGAUUUUUUCAGCAUUAAAAAACUUCAGCAUUAAAAAUGUAUUAAAAGAUGAUCUUUUAAUUAAAUCUCUCCUUUGUGUCCUCAUGUUCACAUUAAUUUGAUGUGUUCUACCAUCAUUUACAAUGCUUAUUGCUUCUGCAUUGCUUUACGUUACAGAGAAGUAUAUAUUAUACACAUAUUUUAUUUUAGACAUUACAAAAACAUAUUUUUGAGCAUUUUGGAUUUCCUACAUUUACUUACUUACUGUACUUACUGUAUAUAUUUUAUACAUAUAUAUAUAUUUUUUUAACUACAUUUUUUAAUGUAUUCCAUA
Salvelinus namaycush (lake trout) is the source of this 2782-nucleotide messenger RNA. RefSeq lists its product as uncharacterized. Bases 230 to 2437 code for a protein of 735 amino acids. The record is from RefSeq and is a predicted model, not a curated record. NCBI's taxonomy places the organism in Eukaryota, Metazoa, Chordata, Actinopteri, Salmoniformes, Salmonidae. The transcript has 11 exons.